ACCGUCAUGUACCGACGCGGGUUCUCCUCGUCGCGGCGGUACAGGGCGGCUGCGACGCACUACGAGGUACUGGGGCUGGCGCGGGACGCGUCGCCCGCGCAAAUCAAGACGGCCUUUUUCGCUCUGAGCAAGCGGCACCAUCCCGACGUGCCCGACCACAAGUCGACGCCGGCGUUUCACGAGAUUACGGCGGCGUAUAAUGUCUUGCGGGACCCAGUAUCUAGACGCGCAUAUGACAACACACUACCAUCCAUACCGCGUCCCGCCCCAUCUACGCUGUAUUCGCGCCAUAUGGCGGAUACCGCUGCCCGCUAUCGCCGCGCAGCCACCCGUUCUUCCCCGCCUCCCCAGUCCCACUCACAUGUGAAUCCACACUCUUCCUCCCAUCGCGCUCAACCCUCCCAAACGUCCUUCCGCAAACGCGCCGCUGCUCAUGACCCCGUCCUCGGAGCACGCGACCGACACGAGCGGCAUCCGGGCCAGCGCUACCGCCCGCCUGACCCCGUUGCACAGGCCGCCGUGUGGGCCGUGAAGAAAGAAUUAAUGCGCGAACAGAAGACACGCCCACAACGCUAUGUGGUUGGCGUCGUGGGCUCUCUCGGCGCGCUGUUUGGGAUCAGCUGGGUGCUAGGGACUUGGUGGCCAUAA
Messenger RNA from Mycena indigotica, 648 nucleotides. RefSeq names its product J domain-containing protein. The record is from RefSeq and is a predicted model, not a curated record. The coding region runs from base 7 to 648 and encodes 213 amino acids. Lineage: Eukaryota; Fungi; Basidiomycota; Agaricomycetes; Agaricales; Mycenaceae. The transcript is spliced from 4 exons.